CGGUGCCAUCUUCAUGUGUGGUACAGUGUUGGGAAAUCCCCCUUUUAUAACAUUUAAACAAACCGAAUAAAUUAAAAUGCAUUUAAAACGGGCUUCUAAAUAUUAGUAGUCUUCAAAAUGGGUACGAAGGAAGAGGUUUUGUUCGAAGAUCGCCCGAAGAUAUCAACUUUUGCCGUUCUGGACCUGGAGACGACCAACUUGCCUGUGUACAAUAACAAUCGGGUAGGAAUUACAGAGUUGUGCAUUUACGCCUUUGAAGCUGCCCUUCUCAAGAAAGAUGUUGGUCAGGAUAAGAAGCAGGAGCCAGUGGAGUUGCCCGAUCCACCACGCGUGGUCCACAAAUUGAACCUGCUCUUCCAACCUUCUAUGAUGGUGCAUCCGGAUUCGGAGAGCAUUACGGGUCUGAGCAAUUACUUGCUGGAGCGGGAGUCCAAGUUGGAUGGGGACUCCGCGCAACUUAUCGUCAGCUUUUUAAAGCACUUGCCAGCUCCGGUUUGUCUCGUAGCUCACAAUGGCUGGAACUUCGAUUUCCCCAUCAUGAAAAAAAUUUUUCAAAAGCUUAAUGUUGAGCUGCCGGAAUCCAUUACAUGCUUGGACUCACUACGUGCUUUUUUGGAGAUCGACGAUAACCGCUUUAAAGAACAAAAUUUGUUGCCAAUGCCAGAGAUUACACAUGAACCUGACUCGCUUAAAGAAAAUGAAACCGCAUUCGAGGAGUCGGAACCCGCAAAGGAAACAGACUGGCGAUCCAGAAACGAAACGACUCCGAAACGUCCUAUUGUGACACAAACGGAAGCUUCUGUCAAGCGCAGGCGACUAGCCGAUGACGAGGAUGACCUGGAAAGGCAGGGUCCUGUCAAGCGGGAAUCCCAAGUGUUCCGAUCGAGACGCAAACUGUUCAGCGGUUUAACGUGCGCCGAAACUAAGCGGUUUCCGCCUCGUAAUGUUUACAAAUUGGAAAAUUUGUUCACUAGAAAGUUUCAACAACCAGCCGGUAGUUCCCACCAGGCAGAGGCAGACGUGGUGAUGCUCAUGAAGCUCAUUCUACAUUAUGGCAUGGAUUUCCUGGCCUUCGCCGAGGAACAGGCAAUUCCAUUCCACAAAGUUUUGCCACUUGGCGUCACUGCUCGAUGACACAAAAAAUUUAUUGCAUGAAAUUUGUGUGACCUUUUACUGUGUGAUGGUUUUAUAUUUUUAUAUUGCAAUAUUAUAUUCAAAAAUUUUAAAUAAAUAAAUGUUUUGGUAUUUUUUUAUAAAA
Messenger RNA from Drosophila ficusphila, 1258 nucleotides. RefSeq lists its product as uncharacterized. Gene Ontology annotation, biological process: DNA catabolic process. Gene Ontology annotation, cellular component: cytoplasm. The coding region runs from base 118 to 1134 and encodes 338 amino acids. Gene Ontology annotation, molecular function: nucleic acid binding; 3'-5'-DNA exonuclease activity. Lineage: Eukaryota; Metazoa; Arthropoda; Insecta; Diptera; Drosophilidae. The record is from RefSeq and is a predicted model, not a curated record. The transcript is spliced from 2 exons.